Messenger RNA from Aureobasidium uvarum, 1365 nucleotides. Lineage: Eukaryota; Fungi; Ascomycota; Dothideomycetes; Dothideales; Saccotheciaceae. The record is from the annotation of a GenBank genome assembly.
AUGGCCACACUAGAACCCAUCAACCUGAUCAAAGGCUGGCCUAGCACGUCGCUGCUGCCCACCCACCAUCUGAGCAGAGCAGCUCAAACAGCAUUGGCCGACACUUCCAUCGCCUUCCCUGGCCUACUUUAUGGUCCCGAUGAGGGUUAUGCCCCACUGAGGGACACACUUGGAUCUUGGUUGACCUCUUUCUAUCAACCCGAGCAACCCAUUGGCCAAGAAAGGAUCACAAUCUCUGGCGGUGCCUCUCAGAAUCUGGCUUGCCUCCUCCAAGUCUUUACCGAUCCCGUCUAUACCAGAGAUGUUUUGUUUGCUGCCCCUGCUUAUAUGCUGGCUUUUCGAAUCUUCCAAGACAAUGGCUUCUCGGGCAAGAUGAAGGCGGUACCCGAGGACGACCAUGGCAUGGACAUGGUUGCUCUCAGAAGAGCACUCGAGGAAAGCGAGAAGCGCUCUCCUGAUAACAGAAGUCCUAUGUUCAAACCACCAAGACCUUACGCAAAAUACUACCGCCAUGUCAUCUACUGCGUGCCCACCUUCUCGAACCCCUCAUCCAGGACCUUGCCACUAGAUCGCAGGACCGAGCUCGUAAAGCUGGCUCGAGAGUUCGACGCUCUAGUAAUCUCAGAUGAUGUUUACGACUUUCUGCAAUGGCCUGCAGAUCCUAACGACUCUAAAUCCACCAGCAUCACCAAAGCGCUGUUGCCUCGUCUGGUCGAUAUCGAUCGCUUCCUUGACGGAGGGGCUGAGCGUCCCGGAGCCGAUGGCUAUGGCAACACGACCAGUAGCGGCAGCUUUUCCAAGAUUGCAGGGCCUGGUCUGCGAGUAGGGUGGUCGGAGGGGUCGCCAAAGUUCGCAUACGGAGUUUCUCAAACUGGCAGCUCUUGCAGCGGAGGGGCCCCGUCUCAACUCACAUCGACGUACAUGAAUAUAUUGGUCAAAGAGGGCACCAUGUCCGAGCACAUCUUCAAGAUACUACAACCUGCGUACGCUGCACGAUACAAGACAUUGGUCUCGGCAAUUCAGAAACACCUUUGCCCUCAUGGAGCAAAGCUGCCGAAGUCCAACCAGCCGAUCGUAGGGGGUUAUUUCUUAUGGUUGACACUGCCUGACACGAUCAAGGCAGUUGAUUUCGUAAAGAGAUGCCAGAUUGAAGCUCAAGUCAUCAUUGCACCAGGGAACAUUUUCGAGGUGCCUGGUGAUGACAGUGUCAAGUUUGAGCAUUCCGUAAGACUGACCUUCAGCUGGAUUGAUCAAGUCUUGAUGAUUGAAGCUGUGAAGAGAAUCAGCGUGGUUCUUGAGAGUUGUUUGAAGGGCGAAGGUCCUACAGCGAAUCACAAGCAGCAAUAUCAGCCCGUACUCAAAUAG